AUGUGGCGUCAAGGAGAAGUCCCACAGGAUUUCAAAGACGUCGCAAUAGCCCAUCUCUAUAAGCGGAAAGGAAACUACCAAAUCUCCGACAACCACCGAAGCCUCUCCUUGCUGAGCAUCGCCGAGAAAAUCUUUGCUCGCAUCCUUCCCAGCCGCCUGAACAACCAUAUGGAACAGAGUCUCCCAACGAAAAACCAGUGCGGCUUCCGCCGUCAUAGCGGGGCCAUGUAUAUGAUCUUCGCCGCCCGCCAACUUCAGGAGAUGUGCCAGGAUAUGCGAACCCACCUGAACUCUACCUUCGUGGAUCUGACGAAGGCCUUCGACACGGCGAAUUGCGGCGGACUGUGAAUAAUCAUGCAGAAAUUCAGCUGUCCCAAGCGAUUCACUCAGAUGGUGCGUCAGCUCCACAAUUGCAUGAUGGCACGAGUCACGGACAAUGGAGCCGCCUCAGAGGCAUUCGCAGUGACCAACGGAGUGAAGUAGAGCUGCGCCCUCGCGCUCGCCCUCCUCAGUCUCAUGAUCUCUGCCAUGCUGAUGGACGCCUACCGUGGCGAACGUCCUGGGAUCCACAUCGCCUAUUGGACGGACGGCCACCUCCUUAACCACGGGCAAAUGCACUUUAUGAACUUCUGUUCGCCGAUGACAGCGUCCUCAACAGCACCUCGGAGGAGGACAUGCAAAGGAGCACGGAUCUCUUCUCCGCCGCCUGCGACAACUUCGGCCUGGUUAUCAACACGGAGAAAACGGCGGUUAUACAUCAACCGCCACCCGACGCUGCCUUCAAGUCAUACCAAAUCAGCGUGGACGGAACCCAACUGCAAGUGGUGGACACCUUAACGUAUCUGAGCAGUACCCUCACCGGCAGCACCAAAAUCGAUGACGAGGUAGCUCGCCGGACUUCGAGGGCAAGUCAUACCUUCGGCCGCCUUCAAAGCAUAGUCUGGAAUCACAACGGUUUCUACUUCAACACCAAGACUGAAGAUGUACAAGGUCGUCAACCUACCGACGUUGUUGUAUGGAGCAGAGACCUGGACGGUUUAAAAGAAGCAGGCACGCAGACUCAACCACUUAUACCUCAGUUGUUUCGCCGAAUACUGAAGCUGAGGUGGCAGGACCGAGUCCCCGACACGGACGUACUGGAGUGGACAUGA
Messenger RNA from Spirometra erinaceieuropaei, 1151 nucleotides. The record is from the annotation of a GenBank genome assembly. Lineage: Eukaryota; Metazoa; Platyhelminthes; Cestoda; Diphyllobothriidea; Diphyllobothriidae.